This is a messenger RNA of Schizophyllum commune H4-8, 1092 nucleotides long. RefSeq lists its product as uncharacterized. The transcript has a single exon. The record is from RefSeq and is a predicted model, not a curated record. Bases 434 to 1009 code for a protein of 191 amino acids. NCBI's taxonomy places the organism in Eukaryota, Fungi, Basidiomycota, Agaricomycetes, Agaricales, Schizophyllaceae.
GGUUGAUCUGCUCUCGAGCGGGCCCUCGAGCGCCAGGUCAGAUGCGCGUUGCAGCGGUAUGCUCAUCAAUUGUUACAGAAGUUAUACUGUUCGUCCUGCGUUACACGGUCCCUCCAGCGCGGCGUCUCUAUCUUGUCCAUUCUCCCGGUUCGCCUGUCGCGGCCGGGUCUUUGUGACAUUGUCAAUGCCAUCGUACCUUCGCGCUCUAUUGCACGUCCGCGCUCUAUCGCGCGUCUGCGAUCUAUUGCGCGUCUGCGAUCUAUUGCCCGCUCGCGAUGCGAUACGCAGCCUUCAGAGUUCAGCGCGCAUCUUCACCUUCAAAUUCUACCCCUCGUAUAUCCUCGCGCCGUCGAGACUCUGCUGUACUCCAUUGUGUCGAUGCCGGUCUCCGCGGGCCGCAGAAUCAUCCUGCCUGGGACCGCCCGUCCCACAGAUGACCGCCAGUCCCACAGAUCCCGCACAUCCGCAUACACGCCCCCAGACGUUCACCCGCCACACCCCCAACACCCCAGGUGCCUGCCCUGCCCCUCUGAUCCUCGGGGCUGUAUACCCCUCUUAUCGCGCCGGCGCCUUGGAUCAGAACGCUCGCAACGCCGUGGAUCUCGAGAGCGCUGACUUGAACUCAACAACUCGAGAUCAGAAAGCGCACAACACCUUGAGAUCAGAACCUCUCGCCAUCGUCUUCGGCACUCUCCGCGGUCCCUACCACGCGAUGCCACCGUCGCCGCCACCGCUGCACUCACGCCGAGCUCCCAAAUGUGACGCCGAGCUCCCAAAUGUGGCAGCCCACCUCACAAAUGCGACACCGAACGCCAUUCACCGGGCGACCGGUGCGGGCGCCUCCCGCGAGGCUUUCCCGUGGGAUGUAUGCGCGCCCUCGACGGUCCCACGCGGAUUCUCUCGCCCCGUAUGGCGCGAGCGCUUCUCAGGCGCGAGGAUCCUCCUUAUUCGUGCGUGCGCGGGCGCCCACGGUGUGGCUGGCGCUCAGGCGACGCUCAGGUCGCGGUAAGCAAGGAAAUCGCAGAAUAGAACGUACUGACGCGCCUGUUUGCAGUUGUAUGCGACUCCAGGCGCUCGCACCGAGCUCUAUCG